Molecule: messenger RNA, 1384 nt
Organism: Cotesia congregata
Lineage: Eukaryota; Metazoa; Arthropoda; Insecta; Hymenoptera; Braconidae
Source: the annotation of a GenBank genome assembly
AGAAAUGACAAUAACAAGCACAGUGAAACACGUGUCGCACUGCUGCCUGUUGAUUCUGAUAAUAACAACCUUCGAGUACACCUCGGGAGUGCUGAGCGACCUGGACAGCGAAGAAAGACCGAGGAUAGACUCGUGGGAGCGGUACGAAGUGUUGGCGCCUCUGCUGUUCCUACUGAGACUGCUGACGCUUUUGGCACUCCCGCAGUCGCUGUUCAAUUUCCUGGGACUGACGUUGUACAACGCCUUCCCGGACAAGGUAACUCUGAAGGGUUCGCCCCUUCUGGCGCCAUUCAUCAGCAUCCGGGUGGUCACUCGGGGGGAUUAUCCUCACCUGGUCUCGAGGAACGUCACCUGGAACCUGAACAAAUGCCUGGACGUCGGUCUGGAGAACUUCCAGAUCGAGGUGGUGACCGACAAGCCCCUGGGGCUCAAGUCCCACCGGCGACUGAGGGAGCUGGUGGUCCCGAGCGAGUACCGGACCAAGACGGGGGCCCUCUUCAAGGCUCGGGCCCUCCAGUACUGCCUCGAGGAGGGGCUAAACGAGCUGGCCGAGCACGACUGGAUCGUCCACCUUGACGAGGAGACUCUCCUGACUGAGAACUCCCUAAGGGGGAUCCUGAACUUUGUCUUGGACGGGAAGCACCCCUUCGGCCAGGGACUGAUCACUUACGCUAACGAGAGGGUGGUCAACUGGGUGACGACAAUGGCCGACUGCUUUCGCGUCGCCGACGACAUGGGCAAGCUCCGGUUCCAGUUCAACAUGUUCCACCGGCCGCUCUUCAGCAUGAAAGGCUCCUACGUGGUCACUCAGGCGGGGGCUGAAAGAGAGGUCGGCUUCGACAACGGGAUAGACGGGUCAAUCGCCGAGGACUGUUUCUUCGCAUUGAAGGCCUUUAGCCUCGGGCACUCGUUCAACUUCAUCGAGGGUGAGAUGUGGGAGAAGUCUCCCUUCACUAUCUGGGACUUUAUCCAGCAGCGUAAGCGGUGGAUCCAGGGGAUUUAUCUGGUGGUCCACUCCCGGCAGAUUCCUCUGAAGAACAAGCUCCUGCUGGGAGUCAGCUGGUACUCGUGGGCAACCCUCCCACUGUCGACCUCAAACAUUCUCCUGGCAAGGCUGUGCCCAAUCAGCUGUCCGAAGAUCCUCGACGGGCUGUGCGCGUUUAUCGGGGCGAUUAGCAUCUACAUGUACGUCUUCGGAGUGAUAAAGUCCUUCUCCCUGAGCAGGUUCGGGCUCUUCCGGUAUCUGGCGUUCAUAUCCGGAGCCCUCGCAAUCAUUCCCUUCAACCUCGUCACCGAGAACAUCGCAGUCGUCUGGGCGCUGCUCGGUAAGAAACACAAGUUCUACGUCGUCAGCAAGGAACAUCAACCUCCUGUCACUGUUUAA